Giardia duodenalis is the source of this 1707-nucleotide messenger RNA. Its product is annotated as Phospholipase B. Gene Ontology annotation, molecular function: glycerophospholipase activity. NCBI's taxonomy places the organism in Eukaryota, Fornicata, Diplomonadida, Hexamitidae. Gene Ontology annotation, biological process: phospholipid catabolic process. The record is from RefSeq and is a predicted model, not a curated record. The transcript has a single exon. Gene Ontology annotation, cellular component: extracellular region. Bases 1 to 1707 code for a protein of 568 amino acids.
AUGCAGGCGCUUGCCGUUCUUCUCCUUCUGUCUUUGACCCUUUCUGUCUCCCACGUCGAAUACUAUUCCAUUACGCGAGACAACAGAAUUCUUCCUGGCGUUGAUCCAGAGGGGGCAGCUUCUAUUAAGCUCCAGGACCGGAAGUUUGAGUUCGGCUACACGUAUGCGGUGAUCAAGACUAAUCCCGACAUCCCUGACUAUGAGCAAGCAUAUGCGGCCGGAUAUCUCGAAGGGUACACCAUGGGGCCUCACAUAUACCAUCUCAUGAAUAACGUGCUCGAGGAUAGCUUCGAUGGCGAAUUCCCCGUGGAGUUUUAUACUUACACACAGAAAAACCUUGCAUAUAUCAAGGAGCAGGUCAACGUUAACACUAGCGUCUUUUGGCACGCAGUCAAUCUGACCGCCUGCAACUGGCUUCAGGGUCUUACUCACGGAUACACGAGAUACGCAAACGAAGAGAAGAUUCGUCCUUACACUAUAGAGGAGUUCUUCAUGUAUAAUUCUGUGGGAGACUGGGAGGACUUGGAGGCAGUCCUUAUUGUCGAACCUACACGCCGCGAAAAGAUGCUCCAGCGUCGGCGAGAGCGCAUUGAACUUGGACAGCACCACCAUUGUUCUGCCGCUGUCCGCAUGUCUCCUGACCUGUCGGAUGUCUUCUUCUCUCAUGACACAUGGACGAGUUUCGGAUCCGGGUUUAACAGGGCUAUGAAGCAUUACCACUUCCACUGGGACCUUGGAGAAUCUCAGCACCAGAAAGUAAGCUUUUCGUCGAUGCCUGGUUACUUCUCGUCCAUAGACGACUUCUAUAUCCAGUCCGUCACAUCUGCGACAGGAAGAAAAUCUAAUGUAGCUGUGUUGGAAACGACCUAUCACACAUUCAACACAACCCUAUAUGAUGAGUUUCUACGCACGGAUGGAUCGGUAGUGUUGACAUGGAUGAGAAGUCAGAUAGCGAAUAUGAUGGCAUUUUCAGCAGACCAGUGGUCAGAAGUGUUCAAUAAUGAGAACUCUUACACGUACAACAACAUGUGGGUCAGCCUCGACUACGGAUUAUUCGAUCUUCUAUCUGAGGCAACAGUGAACAUGACAAUAGAGGAGAAAAAGGACUAUAUUCUCCAUUAUGGGAAGCCACUGCUGUAUGUUAACGAGGUUGUUCCAGGGCACAUAAAAGCCUAUGAUGUCACAGAGAUGCUCCUGAAUGAUGGCUACUUCUUUUCAAUCAACACGCCCAUGGACGAGGAGCUGUUUGUUAUCUCUGGAUAUGCGGCGAAGAACGACCCUUACUGGAGUUUUAAUGAGUCGUCCAGAUAUAAAAUCUUCACUAGAGAACUCCCGAAGGUGGACAACUUUGAAGACUUCAAGCUUCUUAUGCGAUAUAAUGACUAUCUGAAUGAUGAUGCAUCCAACAAGGAUCCCGGCCAAUCCAUCGCUUCGCGCUACGACCUAAGAGACCCGUUACUUUGUGGGAGGUCACCAUCCAUUUUCGGAUGCACAGAUUCCAAGGCAACAGACGCAAAGCUUGCGGCCCAAUUGGCAUUUGAUGUGGUCGUCGGUCCAACACGCGGUAGAGAUGGCCUCCUCCCCCUGUUCAACUUCUCUCAGCACCCCGGGGUCCCACGACACGGAGUACCGGAUACUCUUCCAGACAGGUGGAGCAUAUAUCUCCCCAUGUUCGUCGAAGACAUCUUGCAAAACAAUUGGGAGUGA